AUGGUGCCAGCAUUGCUUGGCUUCUGGCGAGAGCCUCACACUGCAUCACAGAAUGGGGGAGAAGGGGAAGGGGAAGCAGAGCAAAGUCCACAAAAGUUCCACCGAGAGGUGCUGAGCAAAGGCCAGAGCCCCAGAAGAAAAGAAGCACAGACUCAGAGCAAAGCUUCCCCGUCCCGAGUGACUCCACCCGGCAGGUCUAUGCGGCUGACCAUGAGUUCUGUGCUGUCGGCUUUCCUGGAGGAGCUUCCCGGCUGGUUCCUUUUCUUUGGGAUCUUCCUGCCUGUGACCUUGCUGCUGCUCCUCCUCAUUGCCUACUUCAGGAUCAAACUGACUGAGGUUAAUGAGCUGUCCCAGACUUAUGACCGACAACACAAACGCAAGGAUGGCUCUUCCCUGUCCCAAAGAAGGAAGCGGACGUGACUGGUGGGGACUUUCCAAUAGCUGAAGCACAAUGGAUUUAAUUUCUACUGGUCAGAGAGCAACGGUCCACAGUUUAGCUAAUUAAGUAGAUUGACAAACUAGAACCACAGCAAAAAUAGUACACUAAGAUGCUUGUUCUGAACCAUAUUGAAAAGUGGCAGCUAUUGUCCAAGAGGACUUCUGAGAGUCUCAGCUGAAACAGAAAAAGUACUAAGAAGAUUUUCUUGGAUUUGUCUAUGGACUGGACACAUAACUUUUUUACUUUUAUUGUGACUAUGUCUGUUCU
This is a messenger RNA of Lemur catta (Ring-tailed lemur), 706 nucleotides long. It is a transcript of the gene SMLR1, whose product is annotated as small leucine rich protein 1. The record is from RefSeq and is a predicted model, not a curated record. Lineage: Eukaryota; Metazoa; Chordata; Mammalia; Primates; Lemuridae.